AUGUCAAACACUACGGACGAACACAAGACCUUCCACCCUCAAGAGGAACACGAGAAACGAUCAAAUUUUGAACAGGUAUCGCCUGCCUCCGACGAUGACACCUACGUGAACGAGCAUCCUCAUGAAUAUACUCACGAGCAUGCUGCUAGCCCGGGUCAUGACAAUCAGCUACGAGUUGACACAAACAUCAAUGGCCAUGACGGUCCCCCACCCAUGAGUACGCCUUCUGCUCGUCGUGAACAGGCGACGCGCCUCGAAGAUGAUUUGUUGCUCCUGCAAGCCGAGCGCGUGGUGUCUCGGUCAACGCAAGGGCCCGAGGAUGGGGACGGCGAGUCCAUCAGCCGGAGAGGCUCCCGUCGCACCGAGAUCAUCGAUGAGUUCGAUGAAGCCACCAACCCACUACACGAAAAGGCCGCCGUCUAUACUCCCCCGGAGCGCCCCAAUACCCAACUCUCUGCUUUCAUCAAGAAGUUACACCAGUCCAGCUUCAUUGUUCGCUAUUUCACCUAUAUUGCCCCCGUCGUGGUGCUUCUGAUGAUUCCUCUCCUUAUUGGUGCCCUCGUGGUUCCCGAUGCCAAUGUCGGUGGUGUACGAUUAAUGUGGUUCUCGAUCUGGUUGGAAAUCUUCUGGUUGACACUCUGGGCGGGCCGUAUUGUUAGCAAAGGUUUGCCUGCUAUCGUGAGUCUUGUUGCUAGUAUCUUCACCAAUAACGCGAAGAAAUGGCGAGAUAUGGCCAAGCAGUUGGAGAUUCACGCGGCUCUGUUCUUAUGGUGGUUGGGUGUGGAGAUUUCCUUCUUGCCCACCAUGAAAAACCACCACGUGAACGGGAAUACGGGUACGCGCAGCUGGGAAAGCACAUUCAACAAGAUCAUUAUCGUGAUCUUUGUGUGGACUAUUCUGAAUCUGAUCGAGAAGGUCAUCAUCCAGCUGAUUGCGAUCAGCUUCCACCUGCGCACAUAUGCGGAUCGCAUCGAGAUCAACAAGUUUCAGAUUGGCAGCUUGACCAAGCUAUAUGUUUGGUCUCGAGACCGCAUUGAUGAGGAGGAUGAGGCUUUCCAUGAGAAACCGGCCGAGGAAACCCCUGUUGGAACAAAGACUCCUCUGCAUUAUGCUGGCAAAGCGCACAAAAAGGCUGUUGGAGUGGCCAAGGGCGCGGCGAAGAAGGUCGGUAACAAGGUUGGCGACGUUGCCGGCGCUGUCGCGGCGGACUUUACUGGUCGAAAGACGAGCAGGAGCAAUGACCCGUACCAAGUUGUCUUGGCCCUGUUGCGGUCCACGUCUGGUUGUCAGGUUCUUGCACGUCGUCUGUAUCGGACUUUUGUGCGUGAUGGGUUCGACACUGUUUUCUCUGGUGACUUGAAGGAAGCAUUUGAAAAUAGCGAUGAGGCUGAAGCUGCAUUCACCAUGUUUGAUCGCGAUAUGAACGGCGAUAUUUCAAUGGAGGAGCUCGAGGCCGUUUGUGUGGACAUUGGCCGUGAGCGGAAAUCCAUCACUGCUUCUUUGAAGGACUUGGAUUCCGUCGUGUCUAAGCUCGACAAUGUGUUCAUGUUUUUUGUCAUUGUCAUUGUUCUCGUGGUAUUCUUGUCAUUGAUCUCCACAUCCGCUGCUGGUGUUUUGACCUCGGCUGGAUCUAGUAUCCUGGCCCUUUCUUGGUUGUUCACGGCUACAGCCCAAGAAUUUCUGCAGUCAGUCAUCUUCGUGUUUAUCAAACAUCCCUUCGAUGUUGGUGACCGUGUCACUAUUUAUGGUAAUGCAGGUGAUUCCGGCCUUGGUGAUGAUUAUUUCGUCAAGGAGAUAACCCUUCUGUACACCGAAUUCAAGAAGAUGCAGGGCCAUGUUGUCCAGGCACCUAACAGCUAUCUCAAUGGCCUGUUUAUCCUGAACCAACGACGCUCUGGUGCUCUAGCCGAGGCAAUUCCCAUCAUCAUCAAGUACGGCACUAGCAUUGACCAAAUCGACGCUCUCCGCCAGCGCCUGUUGGAGUUUGUGCGCAGCGAAAAACGAGAUUUCCAGAGCAACAUGCUUACCGAACUGCGCGAGGUGACAGAAAACUUCUCUCUCACGCUCAACAUCGUCUUCUUCUACAAGUCUAACUGGCAAAACGAGGGUCUCCGUCUACAACGCCGCAACAAGUUCAUCUGCAUGCUCAUGAUCGCCCUUCAGGAGAUCGGCAUUGAGGGCCCACGCAUGAACCUCCAGGGCGCCAAGUAUGACUUCCCCAUCCACGUCAACCACAAUCAACCCAUGGUCGCUCCGACAUUCCAGCGCGAAGAACCAACUGAGGUAGAUUCAAUCCCCAUCGGCGAAGACUCCGCCUCACUCCAGGACAAUACCGCCUCCACCAGCGGCAGCGCUACCCGGCAACAUUCCAUCUUACGCAAGGGGAUGAACACGGCUGCGGCCCGCGCUCGUGGUGCCUCCACUUCACGCAAACAUGUUGACUUCUCCCUCGGAAUGUCCAAUCUAUCCUCGAACGACGUCAUGGGCGAUGUCUUUGAGGACCGCACUCUACGCCUGGAUAACGUCGUUCGCAGUGCGAACCGUGAAGCUGCCGAGCGCCGUAUGCAGGAUGUCGCGGAGGAAGAGGAAGAACUUCGCAGUCGGGCUUCGUCAUCGCAGCAUCGUCGGCCUUCGAACUUUAGUGGGCCGUCGCAAGAGCCCCGUCUGUCUACCGAUGCACACAGUUAUCGUAGUGGAGCUUCGUCUACUCGGAACCGCUUCUUCAGGCACCGCAGCAGUGUUAGUCGGGAUCAUGAAGAUAUCGAGCAGGGCCGUGUUGGGUCUACACCGCCACCUCCACCGACAGAUAAGGACGAUUGA
This is a messenger RNA of Penicillium verhagenii, 2820 nucleotides long. RefSeq names its product Mechanosensitive ion channel family. Bases 1 to 2820 code for a protein of 939 amino acids. NCBI's taxonomy places the organism in Eukaryota, Fungi, Ascomycota, Eurotiomycetes, Eurotiales, Aspergillaceae. Gene Ontology annotation, cellular component: membrane. Gene Ontology annotation, molecular function: calcium ion binding; calcium channel activity. The transcript has a single exon. Gene Ontology annotation, biological process: intracellular calcium ion homeostasis; calcium ion transmembrane transport. The record is from RefSeq and is a predicted model, not a curated record.